AACAGAUAACAGGGCAACGCGUUUUUAACGUCAAGAGUUCUUCGGAGUUUUAACCAGUAACCAGUGUCGAUCUUUUCUCGAUCAGCAAAAAGUCUUACGUCGGGAACAUUAUGACGUUUUUUAGCGCGUGAAUAUUUCGUAUCCAACAUUUUUUUCCUCGAGUGUGUGCUUUCAGCAGCGUGGAUCACUCGGGGACAAAGUUGGCGCAUGGAGGAGGAGGAGGCGGCGGUGAAGUCGAGUUGCAGUUUCCCUCCUAGUGUUUGCUGUUGUUUUGCUCGCGGUUCUUAAACACUUGACCAAACGGAAACGUCGAAGGAUUGAAACGAGUCUCUUUUAGCGAGCGCGUCACUUUAUAUAUCGUGUUGAAUUUUUUUCUUCCUUCUUCCGUAAAAGAGCACCACAUCAUUCCGUCGGAUAUGGAUAAUAAACCCCUACUUCCCCCGGCGUACAACACCGUCCCCGGGGCGUAUGACUACCAGCAGCCGCAGGCGGGGUACGGAGCGAUCCCGCAACCCGCACCCGCACCUGCAGCGUUCCCACAGCCUCCUCCGCCUUACCCCUUCCCCGCGGCACAGGGUUACCCAUCAGCUCCUGCUCACCCUGCUGCCACAGGGACUCCAGCAAGCACUUCAAACACAUACACCAUCAUUCAGCCCUCAGUGGUGGUCGUAGGAGGAUGUCCAGCCUGCAGGGUGGGGGUGCUAGAGGAGGACUUCACCUGUUUGGGGAUCAUGUGCGCCAUUUUCUUCUUCCCCCUGGGCAUUAUCUUCUGUCUGGCCCUGCGGCAGAGGAGGUGUCCCAACUGCGGAGCCACUUUUGGCUAGACGGACCAAACCACAGCCACGACUUGCGGCCCAUCGACCAUGGCUCGGCUUCCUUUCUUUUUUCUUUUUUUUUUAAAUCCAUGUUUUACAUAUCUAGGUUGUUUAAAAUGCAACUCACGAGUAAUAGCCCAAUUUAUAAUAGCAAGUUGCCAUACGGUUUUUUUAAAUGUUUUUUUUUUUUCUUGAAAAUACUUGCAAAUGAAAAAGCAGCAUAAAUUUUGGAUUUUGCAUACGCUUUGAAUGACUGUUGGUUUGUGUUCUUUUCUGCAUUUGUUUCUGUCAAUCAAAUAUAAACCAGACGCCAUGUCAUAUUGACUCACUGGUGCCUUUAAAAUGGCUGCGGUUUACAACUGCAGAAGAAUUGAAACCAUAUGGAGACUUUGUGAACAUGUUAAGAGAUGAUGAUCACUAUUUAAAAUUUUCAUAUCUCAGUCACAGAUAAAAUAAUCACACUUUGUUGAUUUCUUUUAAUUCAUACCAAAUUCUUGUUCUGAAUGAGUUCUCGCUGUUUGGAUUUGUAUAGGAUGAGGAUCUAUGCUGCCUGGCACCAUGCUUGUUUUUGGCUUGUUAAGUCUCAUUUUACAAAACAAAAUACUGUUCUUCACCCAAUUUUUAAUCACCAUUAUGAUUAAAUCAUUCUUAGGCUUCUAGAAGACCAAACCACUUCCUCUUCAUUCUUCACAGCAGGCCUGUUUUUAGUGUCUAACUUUACCUUUAUGCCAAGCACCUUCAUUCCCUCUUGCACAACACACACUGUGCUGCUAGUAAAAGAGGUUUUAUAAUCUCAUUCAUUUUUUUUUUUUACCGUUUUUGGAAGAGUCUCAGCUGACCCUUAUUUCAGAAGCCUGAUUCUGAAUGUAGCACUGCACCAAUGAUUAGAGUAACAAUGAUUUUGUUUUUCUUUAAAGUUUCAUUAACUCUGAAAGAAUCUGUAUUAUUUCAGUUUUAAUAUUGAUUAGGAAAUCUGCAUGUAUAACACUUUAAAUAAGCUGUUUUUAUUAUCCACAUCUAAUGGAUACAUACAGAAUGAUAGUGAGCUCUGAGACAAUACUGUUUUCAUUUCCUCUACAAAUGAAAGACAAUCACAAUAGAAUGACACAAACGGAAUCCCUUUGUGUUCAAUAUUUUUCUUCUUCCAUUGAUUACAAAUGUACUUGCUGCCAUUAUUAUGUCAUGUAAUUCAAUGUCGGGGGUUUUUGCUUUAGCCCACUGCAUGUAUAAUUAGUUCUGACUUUUUAUAUGAACAAUACUGUAAAUAAAACUUCUAGAUAUGCCGCCA
Clarias gariepinus (North African catfish) is the source of this 2103-nucleotide messenger RNA. RefSeq names its product brain protein I3 (gene bri3). The transcript has 3 exons. The record is from RefSeq and is a predicted model, not a curated record. NCBI's taxonomy places the organism in Eukaryota, Metazoa, Chordata, Actinopteri, Siluriformes, Clariidae. Bases 417 to 824 code for a protein of 135 amino acids.